Molecule: messenger RNA, 4010 nt
Organism: Sander lucioperca (pikeperch)
Lineage: Eukaryota; Metazoa; Chordata; Actinopteri; Perciformes; Percidae
Gene: nectin4a
Product: nectin cell adhesion molecule 4a
Exons: 11
Coding region: 364-2214 (616 amino acids)
Biological process (GO): heterophilic cell-cell adhesion; homophilic cell-cell adhesion
Cellular component (GO): adherens junction
Source: RefSeq, a predicted model, not a curated record
GAGAGAGAGAGAGAGAGAGAGAGAGGUGCAGCACAAACAGGUGUAUCCCAAAAAGGUAAAGCUGCUCCUUCUUUUUCCUAAAGGGCAAACAUGAUGGCGUGUGCUUGACAAACCAACACCUAAGCACACUGAGAGGAUUUACACUUUUUUUUUUUCUCUCACAAGGACUGAGUUUAUACAACUAUAAGAUUCAUAUUUCUUGCCCAGGACGGGGCUUCGGAAAGGGAUCAAGGAUGGAGGCAUGAGUCGGCCCUCGGUGCUUCAUGCAUAUACCUGUCAUUAAGGAUACCAUUACCUGGACUGAUGAGCUUGAUUUCGGCGCUGAAAUUGUCCCAGCUUGUGCACGGUUAACUGCCGAAGAGAAUGACACCUCUGCUGAAUAGACUGUCUGGGUGUCUCUGUGUCCUCUGGAUCUUUGUUACAGUGAUACAGGGAGACUUUGUGGAUCUGCCAUCAGAGGAUCCCAUCCGCUCCUUGGCAGAGGUCGAGACCACCCUGCCCUGUCGCUACCAGCCAACUGGGGCAGACACUGUGGUGCAGGUCACCUGGUAUAAGGAGAAACCUGAUGCCACCAAGGAGCAGAUCAUCACUGCACACUUCAACGAAGGACAGACAGCGUUUGGGAUGUGGUCUAGACGUGUGCGCUUCAAAAGCACCGAACCCACCGUGGACUCGUCUCUGAUCAUCUUGAGCACAGAGGUCUCCGACGAGGGGAAAUACGUGUGCCGCGUCAUCACCUACCCCGCCGGCAACUUUGACAGAGAGAUGUCCCUCAUCGUGUGGACCGUUCCUAUCUCCACCCUGGACCCUGUGAUUCUGGUGGAGGGACAGUCCUUCCAGCCGGCCGCUACCUGUCGCUCUAUAGCCCACCCCCCUCCCCAGCUCUCCUGGGACACCGACCUGAAUGGCCAGUCCACCAAUCGCUCCUCCGACAACGGUGCCGUCUCCUCGUACUUCUCCCUGCACCCCCUGAGGAGCAUGAACGGCAAGAAGCUGGACUGUCUGGUGUGGCAUCCCACUUUAAAGGGCCCCCGUCGGUUCAGCAACAAGCUGGUGGUGCACUUCCCUCCACAUGCAGAGGUGUCUGGCUACAACGGAGACUGGUCUGUGGGUAUGGAGAAUGCUGCCCUGAGGUGCGUGAGUGGAGGAAACCCCAAACCACAGAGUUUCACCUGGACCAGAGAUGGGGGACAGUUGCCGGAAGGUGUGAUCCCCCACCCUAAUGGAACCCUGGUUUUUGGACGACCCCUGGACUUGUCAGAUGGAGGCACCUACCUGUGCGUGGCGAAGAAUGACGUGGGACAAGGGAAAGUGGAGGUGGAGAUUAGUGUGACAGAAUCUGGCCAAGAGAAGAGUGUAAUGGAAAACAAGCUGAUGAUCAUCGUGGGGUGCGUGGCUGGGGGGCUGCUGAUCUUGAUGCUCAUCAUCAUCAUCGCCGUCACUUGUCAUCACAAACGCAGGAACAAGAAGCUGGAGAAGGAGCUGACUGUGAGGAAGGAGGAAAUAAGCACUCUCACCAGGCAAGCUUCUUUCAGGAGAAUGAACUCCGUCAGCACAGAUGCCAGAGGAGCGACAGAGGAGAACAUCCCUCUGAGGGUGGAGGGAACCAUAAGGACCAGCAUGUCUUCCCUGGGGGAGGCUCACUGCCGUGACAGCCGAUCUACUAUCUCAGGUGGACGGGGAGGAGGGGUAGCGUUUGACUACCUGGGCAGGCCAGUCCUGCACAACAACUCGCGGAAGGGACGGGACAGGCUUCUGGAUAGAGAGGAGGAGAACCGAUCUAGAGUGGAGUCAUACGUGAGAAACAGCGCUAUGUCUUUACAGGAAACUCGUUUCCACCCUCCUCUGACACCAUCAACCUUCCCGAAGGUACAGUCCACUGAUGUCGUAAGACAGCUAAACGGCAGCGCCAUUAUCCCAUCAGAUGGGGGUUCAAGGCCAGGAAGUGUUACCAAGAAUCACCAGCACCCUCCUUUGAGCUCCAACUACCCACCGGUAACAGAUGAUGAGGAUGAAGUAGAUGAAGGUUUGGGAGGUCCCGCCAGUCAGGAGCAUCCCGAUGACCAAGACAGCGAGACCAACAGCUCCCAGGUGUCCGAGGCUCACAGCACACGCUAUCUGCAGACUAACGGCACACUCAGACCCAAACCCCGGCCAAGCCUUGCUGUCGUCAGCCCCCAUGCCUCCCUGAUCCACAAGGCCCAGAUAGUUUAGCAGGCAGCUGGAAAAUAACAUGUGAAACUACAAGAAUGGACAGCUCUGGUUUUGGAGGUGGUUCAAACGUGGAUACGCGGACAAAGUUGGCCCAGGAAACCAGUUUAUGGUCAAUUAUGAAAAUUCUGCCCCUUGACUACAAUGCUGCUUUUUCUUUAUUGUGUGUGGGACAUGAUGCAAUAGAAUAAAGUCUUAAAAGGAACAAUCUACUCUAAAGCAUCUACUGGACAUUUCUGGAUAUCUGAUUUCUGCCUGAUGUUUGGUGAUCAAACAUUGUGUUGUGUAUUCCCAAAGAGUACUGGCACAAACUAAGACAAUGUCGCAAUAUUUCCAGUGCAGCUAUUCUACGGUUCAUAGCAGACGAUACUCUUUGCUCGUCUUUCGCAAUGCAGUAUCUGUUGCUUUGUAGCAGGGGAAUGCAGUUGACAUACUUUAUGUGUGGGAUUUCGAAAGCAAGAACAUCAGUAGGAAAAUCAGGAAAAAAGCAGCAGGAAGAGUAGAGGAGGCUUUGGGAAAAGUUGGUACAUCAGAACCGUACAUUGCAACACCUCCGUACCGAGGGUGGAUUUAGGCUGUAGUGUUGUUCAGUGUAUCAGUGACUGUGUCUGUGCUAAGUUCCCCUUACACAACACGGUUUGGGAUCUGAUCCAAACCAUUGGGUUGUUCCUGUCUUGCCACGCCUGCAACAUGCAUACCUCCAUACUGCCAUACUGUCCUUGUGCCCUUGUAAGCGCAGAGACAUUUUGGAUCAGAUAAAGCCUUCACACAGCCAAAAAUGGCGAUACAUGUAGUUGAUUUGGCGAUCUGUAAAUCUGUGCAAAUAUGCAAAAUGAUUUUUUGAAUGAAUUAUCUCUUUAAAUCCCAAUCAUCAAUACAGUAAAUAAUAAAUUAGCUGACACAUAUAGCAGAUAAAUAAAUAAUUAACAUACCCUGCUCCUGCUCCUAUGUUGGCAAGAAUGAAAGUUUUAACACUACAUAUUAAACACGCACACACACUAAAUAAAUAGAAGUGUAUAUGUUGUGCACACAGACACACAGUGGAUGAAAGCUGGAAAAGCUGCCAUAUGUUUAUAAAAUACACUUUUAUUUCACUUUUUUCUACUGCAUUAUGUGCUACUUUUGUGACUACACUAGAGAGAAUCAGAAAAGCUGCCACAUCGUGGACAUACUUAUCUGAACGUUUUUAAAAAAAAAAAAAUUAUUCCAAGACAAGACAACGACUUUCCAAGUGCAGAUUCUUUAUUAUUUAUCUGUAGAUGAAUAACAGUAGAUAGCCUACAUGUUGUAUAUACUGUAUAUGUAUUGGGUUCUGUUACAGCUCUGAGAUGAGAAGCAAUGUGCCAAAGGGAAAAUAUUAAAAAAAACAUCACUUUUGCUUUUUUUGGCAAAUAUGAAGUAUUAUUUUGUUCUUCACACAUGUAUUACACUGUACUGUUUUGAUUUGUGUUACCUUCUGUAAAUACAAUACAGAUAUGCGACAGUUUGUGUCAAAGGCAAUGUGCCAUGUAUGAUUUACCGUCAGCCAACAGGGAAGAGCAGCAGAUGAAUGGUAUUAUGUGUGAAUGUAGGCUGUAUUUGUUGCAGACAGUGCCCCCUGAUGUAUACUGCUGGAAAGUGCAGGGAUCUGAAAGAGCCUGCUGCAAAACUACAGAACUAUGAAAGACUCUGGAUUCCACUGGGAUUUUGGAAAAAUGAUCUUCCGGGUCACUUGCCUGGAGUUUCAUUUAUUUUAAAGGCUAUGUAUGGGUAUCAGCUUGUAUUGAUGGGUUGCAAUAAAUGUGUUUUUGUAAAUCUUG